AUGCAGGCUCCGGUCAUUGUAAUGAACACGGGCGCCGGUGAGCGUCAAAUUGGCAAACAAGCCCAAAUAUCCAACAUCACAGCCGCAAAGACGGUGGCCGACAUAAUACGAUCAUGUCUCGGCCCCAAAGCCAUGCUGAAGAUGCUGCUCGACCCCAUGGGCGGCAUCGUCCUCACCAACGACGGACACGCCAUCCUACGAGAGAUUGAGGUAGCACACCCAGCGGCAAAGAGCAUGAUCGAACUCAGCAGAACGCAAGACGAAGAAGUCGGCGAUGGCACGACCACAGUCAUCAUCCUCGCCGGUGAAAUGCUAGCACAAGCCCUCCCACAACUCGAAAGACGGAUACAUCCCGUGGUGAUAAUACAAGCAUACAAGAAGGCCCUAGCAGACGCCCUCGCCAUCGUCGAAGAGAUCUCAUUACCGGUCGACAUCUCCAACGACCGCCAGAUGAUCGCCCUCAUCAACUCCUGCAUCGGCACCAAGACCAUCUCCCGCAACGCCGACCUUAUGUGCUCGCUCGCCCUCAACGCCGUCCGCAUCGUCGCUCAAGACGCCUCAUUCUUCUCAAACGCCACCACAUCCUCCUCCACGCCCACAACCAACGGCACAACCCCCAAGAAACCCCAAGAAAUCGACCUAAAACGCUACGCCCGCAUCGAAAAGAUUCCCGGCGGCGAGAUCGAAGACUGCCGCGUCCUCGACGGCGUCAUGCUGAACAAAGACAUAACCCACGCCUCCAUGCGCCGCAAAAUCACCAACCCGCGCAUCAUCCUCCUCGACUGCUCCCUCGAGUACAAAAAAGGCGAGUCCCAAACCAACAUCGAAAUCACAAACGAAGAGUCCUGGGAGCGCAUCCUCCAGAUCGAAGAAGAACAAGUCAAGAAAAUGUGCGACGCAAUCCUCGCCCACAAGCCCGAUCUAGUCAUCACCGAAAAGGGCGUCUCAGACCUCGCACAGCACCACUUCGUCAAAGCGGGCGUCACCGCCAUCCGCCGCGUCCGCAAGACAGACAACAACCGCAUCGCUCGCGCCGUCGGCGCUACGGUGGUCAACCGCGUCGACGACCUCGUCGCCUCCGAUGUAGGAACACAGUGCGGCCUCUUCGAAAUUUCCAAGAUCGGCGACGAGUACUUUACUUUCCUGACAAAAUGCAAGAACCCGAAAGCCUGCACCAUCCUCCUCCGGGGUCCCUCAAAGGACAUCCUCAACGAGAUCGAGCGCAACCUCCACGACGCCAUGGCCGUCGCCCGCAACGUCAUGUUCGAGCCCGCCGUCUCGCCCGGCGGCGGCGCACUGAGAUGGCCGUAG
Messenger RNA from Cyphellophora attinorum, 1311 nucleotides. Its product is annotated as T-complex protein 1 subunit gamma. The transcript has 2 exons. The record is from RefSeq and is a predicted model, not a curated record. Gene Ontology annotation, biological process: protein folding. The coding region runs from base 1 to 1311 and encodes 436 amino acids. Gene Ontology annotation, cellular component: chaperonin-containing T-complex. Gene Ontology annotation, molecular function: ATP binding; ATP hydrolysis activity; ATP-dependent protein folding chaperone. Lineage: Eukaryota; Fungi; Ascomycota; Eurotiomycetes; Chaetothyriales; Cyphellophoraceae.